GGGCUCCGCCAUGGCAGAGCGCAGGGGAAACCGGGACAUGGCAGAGGACGACCUGCCGGUUUAUCUCGCCAGACCCGGCACGGCCGACCAGGUGCCCCGGCAGAAAUACGGCGGCUUGUUUUGCAACGUCGAGGGCGCGUUUGAGAGUAAAACCAUAGACUUUGAUGCCCUGAGCGUCGGUCAGAGGGGCUCCCGCACCCCGAGGACUGCCAAACGAGACACCGGACAGGAGGCGAGGAGCCCGGCGAGUGACAGCAGGAUCUCCCCCGGUGUGGAGAGUCCCGCAGGAAACAGGGGAGGAGGGAAGGACUCACCUGGGGUUCAGAUCAGAACCAGCGGCGGUAAGGAAGUGUUGCAGAACCUGGGAGAUAACAAGAGCGACAGGCUUCUGAUCAAAGGCGGGAGGAUUGUGAAUGAUGACCAGUCCUUCCAUGCUGAUAUCUACAUGGAGGAUGGCGUCAUUAAGCAAAUUGGUGACAACCUGAUUGUGCCCGGUGGGGUGAAGACCAUCGAGGCCAACGGGAAGAUGGUGAUCCCCGGUGGCAUUGACAUCCACACCCACUUCCAGAUGCCGUACCGUGGAACCACAACCGUGGAUGACUUUGCUCAGGGAUCAAAGGCUGCUCUUGCCGGGGGCACGACCAUGAUCGUGGACCAUGUGAUCCCAGACCCUGGCUGCAGCCUGAUGGAGGCCUAUGACCAGUGGAGGCAGUGGGCCGAUGAGAAAGCCUGCUGCGACUACUCCCUCCACGUGGACAUCACCCACUGGAAUGACAGCGUAAAGCAGGAGGUGGAUAACCUUAUCAAGGAGAAAGGUGUGAACUCCUUCCAGGUCUACAUGGCUUACAAGGACUACUACCAGAUGACCAACAGUGAGCUCUAUGAUGUCUUUACCUUCCUGGCAGAGAGGGGAGGCAUCGCUCAGGUCCAUGCUGAAAAUGGCGAGAUCAUCGCUGAGGAGCAGGCCCGCAUGCUGCAGAUGGGUAUCACUGGACCGGAGGGACACGUGCUGAGCAGGCCAGAGGAGCUGGAGGCAGAGGCUGUGUUCCGUGCCAUCACCAUUGCCAGCCAAACCAACUGUCCUCUCUACGUGACCCGGGUCAUGAGCAAGAGCGCUGCUGACAUCAUCUCACAGGCCCGGAAAAAAGGAAAUGUUGUGUUUGGGGAGCCAAUCACAGCCAGCCUGGGGACUGAUGGGACACAUUACUGGAGCAAGAACUGGGCCAAGGCGGCUUCUUUUGUUACAUCACCUCCUCUUAGCCCUGAUCCCACCACUCCAGACUAUCUGAACACACUGCUGUCCAGUGGAGACCUGAGUGUGACUGGCAGUGCUCACUGUACCUUCAGUGUGGCCCAGAAGGCCAUUGGCAAAGAUGACUUCACUCAGAUCCCCGAAGGUGUUAAUGGAGUGGAGGAGAGGAUGGCCCUCAUCUGGGAUAAAGCUGUGACUACAGGAAAGAUGGACGAGAACAUGUUUGUGGCAGUCACCAGCACCAACGCAGCCAAGAUCCUGAACCUGUACCCUCGUAAGGGUCGGAUCGCAGUGGGCUCUGACGCCGACCUGGUCAUCUGGGACACAGACUCUAUCCGCACCAUCACUGCCAAGACACACCAAUCGGCUGCUGAGUACAACGUCUUUGAGGGCAUGGAGCUGCGUGGAGCCCCUCAGGUAGUGAUCUGCCAGGGGAAGAUUGUUCUGGAAGAUGGGAACCUGCAUGUCACUUCCGGCGUGGGUCGCUUCAUUCCCUGCACUCCCUACCCUGACUUUGCCUACAAGCGUGUUAAAGCCAGGAAGCAGCUGGCGGUGCUGAGGGCAGUACCCAGGGGAAUGUACGACGGCCCGGUGUCUGAAUUCUCCCUGUCCCGUGGUGGCACCCCCUCGGCAUCGGCGCGUACCUCUCCCACCAAACAGCCUGUCAGAAACCUGCACCAGUCUGGAUUUAGUCUAGCAGGUAACCCUGCACCCUGCGGUCCCCCCACCCCAGAUGACAUCCCCAUCAGGCCUGCCGGCCGGCGUAUUGUAGUGCCCCCUGGUGGCCGUUCCAACAUCACAUCCCUCAGCUAAACAGCAGAAACACAAGGGGACGCAUCCAGAAAACGACAGCAGCCAGAGUGCAGGAUGGAGGGUGGGAGGGAGGGGGAAUGGGGAGGGAGGGAGGGGGGGAGGAGCAGAUGCAGAGGACCAUGAUUAGUUAAAAAGUUAAAAGAGCAAAACACUGAAUCCUCAUGCCUUACCUGUCACAAUGCUACCCUGCUCAGAUGAGAACUGUAUCCCUUUUCCUGAGGAAUUUGAUUUAAAAUGGUUUGGGAAUGCUACUAAAAGAUAAAGGUACCACCAAAGCACAACACACGACCAGCCUUUAGUGUAGAAUACACCUUAAACACAGUGAAAACCUGUUCACUUGGUGCUUUGGUAAUCGUACUAUCACAUGCAACAAAAAAAGAAAACAAACUGUUCUCAAAGGAAAACGGAUACUGCGUCUCUCAGAAUGAUGCUAUGGUUCUUUCAUCCUGUUUGGCUUUCAAUGUCACCCCCUUUUCAGUAGCCUGUUUUCUCCAUAGUCAGCCUAACACAACACUAGAUCCCACAUUAGCCAUGUCUUAUCAUGCAGUACCAUUGAUUAGCUCUAGGUGGCAUUGUAUAUACAGUAGAUGUAAUGUAGCUUUGUGAAUGAUGUUGUUGCAGCUUGUUUGGGUUUAAUGGACCAAGUAAAAAGGUGUUUAUCAAAUCUCAGAGCAGGAGUACCGUUGGACAUGGAGCUGCAUGGGCCACAAUACGAUGGGUGACGUGAUCCAUGAUCCUUUUGUCCCCUUCCUCUGAGAAGCUUGAUGAAUACCAUCCCCAUGAUGUACUGAUUGAGUAAUUAUUGAUGUUAAAAAAGACGAUAGACACAUCUGCUUAAGAGAAGAUUUUGUGAAGACAAAAGAAUAGAACAUUUAGGAAGGGUUUUUACAAUUCUUUAUCCCUUAAAAGGUUUAUGUGAGUUUUAUUUCCUGCACUCCAUCAUGGCUGUAUAAAAACAAAAGAUCAUUGUAACAAACCGUCCUUUGCAUUUGCUUCUAGCUCAUUGGCUGCUCCCGUCAUUCUGAAACCAUCUCGAGAAGGAAAACGGAGAAAAAAAAAAGAUUAAAAAAAAAAAACCCUGUUCACAAGAAGUACGAAUACACACAACUGUCUCUUGUAGCUCAACCGUAACUUGUAAUGAAGAGCUUUGCAACAAAGAAAACCAGAUGCAAUUUAAAUGGAUAAGUAACAAACACCUGCUUUCAGAUAACAGCACUUCACCUCUUGCUUUACUUUUUCAUUCCUGACAAACCGGGCUCUCAUUUCAGGACAAGAGGAAGACCAUCAUUCCCUUGUCAUCCCAACAUAGCCCUCUAACGCAGCCCUGACCAAUUCAACAUCAGCCUGAAUAUAACUACGGGCCCAAGUUAGUUUGCCUGAAACACUCUGGAUCUGAUUGUGUUGGGGGGGCCUACGAGCUCUUUUUUUUUAUGUCUCUGCUGUUUUCUGAUAAGGCAGAGGAUUGCGGUGCGGUAAGGGAAGCUUUUUAUUUUGUCGCUGUCCCGCUGUGGGGGAGGGAGGGAAGGAGAUGGCGUUUUUACUUUUUUGGCAGUGGUGGGGCAGGCACACUGAGGCAGGCACAAGUGGUGGUUUGUUGUAUUUAUGUUAGUUUGACAACCUUUGUUAUUGUUUUUAUGUUGUUUUCUUUUUUACUGUUGUAUCAAAACCCAGAGAUGGCAGGUCAAAAAUAAGGUGUGUUGUGGAGGUAUGAUUUGUUUCCUGAAUAAACAUGAGUUGCAACUGAC
Molecule: messenger RNA, 3810 nt
Organism: Epinephelus moara (kelp grouper)
Lineage: Eukaryota; Metazoa; Chordata; Actinopteri; Perciformes; Serranidae
Gene: dpysl3
Product: dihydropyrimidinase like 3
Exons: 14
Coding region: 11-2065 (684 amino acids)
Biological process (GO): actin crosslink formation
Cellular component (GO): cytoplasm; cytosol
Molecular function (GO): hydrolase activity, acting on carbon-nitrogen (but not peptide) bonds, in cyclic amides
Source: RefSeq, a predicted model, not a curated record